Messenger RNA from Ceratitis capitata (Mediterranean fruit fly), 2045 nucleotides. Its product is annotated as amidophosphoribosyltransferase. Gene Ontology annotation, biological process: purine nucleotide biosynthetic process; purine nucleobase biosynthetic process. NCBI's taxonomy places the organism in Eukaryota, Metazoa, Arthropoda, Insecta, Diptera, Tephritidae. Bases 239 to 1867 code for a protein of 542 amino acids. Gene Ontology annotation, molecular function: amidophosphoribosyltransferase activity. The record is from RefSeq and is a predicted model, not a curated record. The transcript has 6 exons.
UCGUAUGCAAAUCGAAAAAAUAAUUAACUUGUAACUGUUUAAGACAGGCCAAGUUUUAAUUGACGUUAAGAUUGCAACAGGAUCAGACGUUUACAAUUUAGUGCUUAAAAUAUUUUUACAAGCAGAUAUUUAAUUUAUUGAUAAUAAAAACGAUUCUAAAAGCAGUGAAUGAGAAAUACAUAUUUUUUUGAAGUUAAGCGGAACGUUUCAAAAGCUUCAUCCAAACAAGAAUCACAAAAUGUCCAAUCCCAGAAACACAAAAGCAUGCGGAAAAUGUGAAAAUCUUGCCGAUAAUGCUGAUGCUGUUACAAAUAGCUGUUCGAAAAUCUUUCCUGAUAAGAAAUACAAACAGAUACAGCCGAAGGGCAAAGAAGUAACGGGACUCACACAUGAAUGUGGAGUUUUCGGAGCAAUUGCCUGUGGCGAAUGGCCGACACAGAUUGAUAUUGCCCAGUGUAUUUGCCUGGGGUUAGUAGCGCUGCAACAUCGUGGUCAGGAAUCGGCCGGUAUAGCCACAAGUCAAGGCAAAACGGCUAAGAACUUCAGUAUCCACAAGGGAAUGGGAAUGAUCAGUAAUCUCUUCAAUGAUGAUUCCAUUAAGAAGUUAAAGGGUAACUUAGGCAUUGGGCACACACGCUACUCCACAUCAGCUGCAUCGGAGGUGGUAAAUUGUCAACCCUUUGUUGUACACACCGCUCACGGAGCUGUGGCGAUCGCACACAAUGGUGAAUUGAUCAACUGCGAAUCGUUACGCCGAGUGGUGUUAGAAAGAGGUGUUGGCCUGUCUACCCACAGUGACAGUGAGUUGAUCGCUCAAUGCCUCUGUUGUGCACCAGAAGAUGCCAGCGAGCACGAUGGUCCCGAUUGGCCAGCUCGUAUACGUCAGUUUAUGACUCUGGCACCACUGUCGUACUCACUAGUGGUCAUGCACAAGGAUAAGAUCUACGCAGUGCGUGAUUCUUAUGGAAAUCGACCGCUUUGCAUUGGUAAGAUAGUACCGAUCACUCUCGGACCUGGUAAGCCAGAAGAUGCGCCCGCCGAGGGUUGGGUGGUAUCCAGUGAAAGUUGCGGAUUUCUAUCUAUAGGCGCUCGUUAUGUGAGAGAGGUGGAGCCCGGUGAAAUUGUGGAGAUGACACGAAAUGGCUUUCGCACUGUAGAUAUUGUUGAGCGUCCGGAUUACAAGAAAAUGGCCUUUUGUAUUUUUGAAUAUGUGUACUUUGCACGCAGUGACACCACCUUUGAGGGACAGAUGGUGUAUUCGGUACGAUUGCAGUGUGGCAUGCAAUUAGCCAUAGAAUCACCCAUUGAAGCAGAUAUCGUAAGCUCCGUACCUGAAUCAGGUACGGCGGCAGCGCAUGGCUAUGCCAGAGAGUCCGGUAUACCCUUUGCUGAGGUACUGUGCAAGAAUCGCUAUGUCGGCAGAACUUUUAUUCAGCCCUCAACUCGCCUGCGACAAUUGGGUGUUGCGAAGAAGUUCGGCGCACUCUCUGUGAAUUGUGAAGGUAAGCGUGUGGUUCUGAUUGACGAUUCGAUAGUCCGAGGCAACACUAUUGGUCCCAUUAUUAAACUAUUAAGGGAUGCGGGCGCCAAAGAGGUACAUGUUCGUAUCGCCAGUCCGCCGCUGAAGUAUCCGUGUUAUAUGGGAAUUAAUAUACCAACAAGAGAAGAGCUCAUAGCAAACAAGUUGGAACCAGAUGAACUGGCAAAUCAUGUUGGCGCGGACAGCUUGAAGUACUUGAGUGUGGAUGGACUUAUCACGGCUGUAGAAAUCAACAAAGCAAACACCAAUCCCAUUAAAGCAGGCUACUGUACCGCUUGCUUGACUGGUGAGUAUCCGGGCGGCUUGCCAGAAGAGCUCAGCUGGUAACUUGGAUACAGAUUUUAUCCAACUGCAGAAAUAUUCGAAAAUUCGUAUUUUAGUAUUCAUAGCUCAUACAAAUACUCAUAUAAAAUGUAUAUUUAUAUUACUUAAAGUAGUUUUUAUUUUUAUAAUUCAUAAAUCGCAAAUAAACGUUUGUAAUCUGACUUUUCCACGGCAUCGUGAA